GAGAGAAUGCAAGAAGCACAAAAAAUUCCCAGGGCUACAGAGAGCACAUAAAAGGGGGCUGUAGUGUUGAUUCCACCAUUUAGACAAGGAUCAAGGUCAAGCACAGACAUGGCUGCUGAGAGCUCACGAACAUACCUACUUCUGGCGGUCCUUGUCCUGGGUAUCUUUGCUGAUCCCUGUGAGAGCCAAGAGUUGCGAUGUCAGUGUAUUCAGACCCAUUCUUCUUUUAUUCCUGUCAAAUUCAUCUCAAAAGUUCAGCUGAUCCUUGAAGGUGCCUCCUGCAGCAGAAAAGAAAUUAUAGUCACACUGAAAAGUGGAAAAUUAGUUUGUUUGGAUCCUGAAGCUGAAUGGGUGAAGACCAUUAUCAAAAAGAUUUUAGACAGAACCUCUAACUGAUGGUCAGCACAAGGAGCAUCAUAUCCCAUGGAUAUCAAGAGCCCUUGGUUUCAUCGUGAGCUUGGACAUCCUUCAGAAUUUUCUUUAAACUCGCACCAAUUUAUGCCAAUUUAGGACUAUAAUGAACUGCCUUCUCUAUGCUGCAGACCUAAAGGUUGUUUUCAAUCAGGUGAUUGGCUAUGUGACAGGAGAAUAAUGGAAGGAAAGGCCAUGUAAUUUCUGUUAUGCAGGAAAGGUAGUCCCCAAAACUCAUAGAGUUGGUACAAGGUUUCUCUGCUAGGCUCAAUAUUUUACCUCUCCACACAGCUCCCCUACAACCCUUUGGUCCACUUAAUUUCCUAGCUAACUCUGGCAUUUUACUACUGGUUUUCUCUCUACCCCAUCUUUUGAUAUCAACCUUAAUAACAUCAGUAAGUUUUUUACAAUUAAUUUAUCAACACUCCAGUCUCAAUGCUCAACCUUUUGAGCCCCAAAGAUCUUAACCUCCACCCCAUUGUAGUCACCCACAACUUUGGAUCUCAGUAUAAAGUAAGAUUACUUAUCUACAGUGUUCAAAACUAAAAUACUUCUUUUAGAGGAAUUUUUCAUUCAUUAUAAGAUCUAAAAUAGACUUCAUUAAGAAGAAAAUGAGAUGUCAUACAGCUUUACAUAAAAUUUCCUUAACUUUUGACAAUUCACUUUUAAAUUAAGCAAGCUUAAUAGAUAACAUCAGCCAAGAGUAGAAGUGAUCCACCCUAGGAAAUGUAAGGAGGAGGGGGAUGAAAUUCAUGACCACCAAGACCCAGGAAAGAUCA
Molecule: messenger RNA, 1190 nt
Organism: Phyllostomus discolor (pale spear-nosed bat)
Lineage: Eukaryota; Metazoa; Chordata; Mammalia; Chiroptera; Phyllostomidae
Product: C-X-C motif chemokine 15-like
Exons: 4
Coding region: 109-396 (95 amino acids)
Biological process (GO): neutrophil chemotaxis; antimicrobial humoral immune response mediated by antimicrobial peptide; cellular response to lipopolysaccharide
Cellular component (GO): extracellular region
Molecular function (GO): chemokine activity; CXCR chemokine receptor binding
Source: RefSeq, a predicted model, not a curated record